AUGAAAGACGGAGACGAACGAUACCCGCACAACGACGUGUUGGACACCGUUGCGCGUGAUUGUCUGAUUUUCUUCAACACUGCUAGCCGUCCACAAUUGCUUUCAACCCCUCGAGUAACUGACCGAAUCGCUACCAAGGUUAUAAGCGAACGACCAUUUGAGACAUUCGCUAAAUUGGAAUCAGCGAUUGCCACAAUUCCUCGAGGUACCGGUGUUCUGAACUCCUACAUGGAAUUCUUGGAGAAUCGUGGAAUUUUGGAGAAAAUUCUUGAUGACUGCAAGGAUCAUUCGUUAACUGUGGCUGCUGAAUUUGAAAAUUGUACCCAUCGCAACCUAAAACCGAAACUGCUUGAAAGCAGGUGCACUCUGCAUAAAUAUCAGAAUACUGGACUGAAUUGGCUUGUAAUGAUGCAUGAGAAAGGCUUCAAUUGCAUCCUUGGUGAUGAAAUGGGUUUGGGUAAAACAGUACAGUUAAUCGCAUUUAUUGCAUAUCUGAAAGAGGCAGGAAUCCGCGGUCCACACCUUAUCGUGGUGCCGUCGUCAACCAUAGAGAAUUGGAUGACUGAGUUCACGAAGUGGUGCCCGAAGAUCAGUGUAUGCAUUUUGGCGGUUUUAACGUACUACGGCAAACAGUUGGAACGCAAGCAACUUCGUCGUAUGGCCGAGAAGAGGAAAGAGAACACCGAUGUUAUUCUCACUACAUACAACAUGAUCUCUUCCAAACACGACGAUAAGAAGUUUUUUAAGAACUUCAGUUUGAACUAUGUAAUUUAUGAUGAAGGCCACAUGCUCAGGAAUUGUAGUACGGAUCGUUAUCGUAACCUCAUGAAAGUUAAGGGGAAACAUAAAAUUUUAAUGACGGGAACUCCUCUGCAGAAUAAUCUAAUAGAAUUGAUAUCACUGAUGUAUUUCGUGAUGACUGACAUUUUCACGAAAUACUGUGAUGAUAUUGCUCAACUUCUCCAACAUUUUAAGCAGCAUGGUCCAGCAUUGGAAUCUGCUUCUAGCGCUAUGUAUCAGAAAGAUAGAAUUGAACAAGCUAAACAAAUUUUACAACCGUAUAUGUUACGAAGGCUAAAAGUUCAGGUGUUAAGUCAUUUGCCAGAAAAACAUGAAAAUCUAAUAGAAGUGGAGAUGUUGGAAAGUCAAAAAGAAUUGUACGAAACAUUGCUUGACAGGUACGAUUUGUCUGAUUCUCUGUAUAAGUUCCUGUUCAUACGUACAUAUCCUAACAGCCAACAUCCGUCUCUCAAUACUGCUUAUCUUAAGAAUCAUUUUGAGGUAGAUUACACAAGCGCUUUUAGCGUUCAUGGUAUGGAUAGCGAUACAAAUAAUGCAUAUGGAGCUCUUAUGCACUUGCGACAAGCAGCAAACCACCCGUUACUAAGAAGGGUUCACUAUACGGAGUCAUUGGUAGACAAAGUCGCGAAAACUCUGUGUGCAAAGGAAAAGGCGUUUGAGAAGAAGCGAUGGGAAAAUGUAGCAGAGGAGCUCUCUUUUCAGUCUGAUUUUCAAAUUCAUAAACUAUGCGAAAAAUUCUUCAGUACGAAGAAGUAUCUCCUUGAUGAAGGUUUAGCUCUUGAGUCAGGAAAAUGUCGUCUACUGGACCAGUUAUUGCCGAAAAUAAAGGCACAGGUGACACGAUUAACUGCUCAACCCUCUGCGCUAUCGAUGUGUGAUACUCGAGAAUAA
Messenger RNA from Angiostrongylus costaricensis, 1692 nucleotides. Lineage: Eukaryota; Metazoa; Nematoda; Chromadorea; Rhabditida; Metastrongylidae. The record is from the annotation of a GenBank genome assembly.